Messenger RNA from Olea europaea var. sylvestris, 1459 nucleotides. RefSeq names its product tRNA wybutosine-synthesizing protein 2/3/4-like. Gene Ontology annotation, biological process: tRNA methylation. Gene Ontology annotation, molecular function: tRNA methyltransferase activity. The record is from RefSeq and is a predicted model, not a curated record. Lineage: Eukaryota; Viridiplantae; Streptophyta; Magnoliopsida; Lamiales; Oleaceae. The transcript has 6 exons. Bases 293 to 838 code for a protein of 181 amino acids. Gene Ontology annotation, cellular component: cytoplasm.
AUCAAACAUUAAUUUUAACAACAGAUUUAUAACUACUAUUCAUUUAUUAUCUACGUAUUUUGUGGGACUAACCAUUAUUCCUCUUUAUAAGUUGAUUAAUAAAGUUUCCAAACGGAGGCUUAGUGGACUUUAAAAUUUGAGGGUGUCUAUUAAUUGGGUAUACUGAUAAAUCUAGGCCGAAAUUGCACAAACUGGGACAAGGGACAGUAAAUUAAAGAUUCUUGUUGGAGAUGAUGGCUGGGUUGACCACCGUGAAAAUGGGAUCCUCUAUUCUUUUGAUGCCACGAAGUGCAUGUUCUCUUGGGGUAAUCUUUCGGAGAAACUACGGAUGGGCUCUCUUGACUGUAGAAAUGAUGUUAUCGUAGAUCUGUUCUCUGGCAUAGGAUAUUUUACACUGCCUUUCCUUGUGAGGGCCAAUGCCAAAUUUGUGUAUGCUUGUGAGUGGAAUCCAGAUGCUGUUGAGGCUCUACGUCGUAAUCUACAAGCUAAUUCUGUGGCUGAUCGUUGCACCAUACUGGAAGGAGAUAAUAGAGUUACAGCUCCAAAGGGAGUUGCCAAUCGAGUCUGCCUUGGUCUCUUGCCAACAAGUGAAGGAAGUUGGGUUACUGCAGUCAGGGCACUAAGACAGGAGGGUGGAAUGUUACACAUACAUGGUAAUGUUAAGGACUCAGAGGAAGGUUCAUGGAAGAACCAUGUUUUGCAAUCCAUUACCGGCAUUGCUAGAUCAGAAGGUUAUCACUGGGAGGUCUUAAUAGAACACGUUGAAAGAGUGAAAUGGUAUGCUCCCCACAUACGCCAUCUUGUUGUAGAUGUGAGAUGCCAACAAACUCAGGGUUAAGAUUUGGAAUGGAACGUGUCAGGCUUGAAUUAUAUGAGAAAAGCAUGGUUCUUCCCUCAGACAAGCCUUGAAAUUCUCAUACAGCAUGUGAAAUCCUGCUGCCACUUGCACUGUUAUGGCAAAUUAGUGGGUUCGAAACAGAUGACCCCAUUAAAGACGACUAGGCAGUAUCACAAAUUUUAGUAGAAAUUAGUGAAUCAGUGCUUAAAAGUUUUCUUGUGGAGAGUUAAAAGUGAUGAUUAUCUUGGUUACUAUAAUGAAUAUUUGUCUAGUGAUUUAUUGAGUGGAUAUUUUCUAAUUUGGUCUGGGAGCUGUUGCAUCACCUUGCUGAAUAAAAUACCUGGUGACUCGACCACGUCGGAGUGUAAGGUCGGGUUGUGCUGCAGUUCAAGUCGAACACUUGCCGGGCCUGAUUCUGACCGCUCCCAGCCGACAUGGGUGGGCCUGGCACUACCCAUGUUUGCGAUCGGAGGUGGCUACAUAAUUUUUCGACAUUCAUGCAGUGAACUAGUUUGAGGUUUGACGUUUGAAAGGCUACGGCUGGUGCUGGCAUCAAAGAAAUAAUUUUCUUUUGCAGUUAAUGGCUAAUUUAAUUCGACAAUGCCUGAGCAAUUCAGAAAA